UCUCUCUCUCUCUCUGCAUCCCUGGCUAUAUAAGCUGCAUGGGACUACAACAUCAUGUGUAGUUUGGAAUAGUUGAUGAUCUUUUCUUUUGAACAUGCUCUGUCUUUGCUUUGUCUUUUCUUUAGCCUCCCAACUCAAUCACAUUAUUAAUAUUCUCAUCACUUCUCCUCAAACAUCAGCUCCCACAGUUUCAGUGAAAGAGAAUUAAUGGGGAGAGGGAAAGUGGAGCUGAAGAGGAUAGAGAAUCCCACAAACAGGCAGGUGACAUUCUCGAAGAGGAGAAAUGGUCUGUUGAAGAAAGCUUUCGAGCUUUCGGUGCUCUGCGAUGCUGAGGUUGCUCUCAUCGUCUUCUCCCCUUCGGGAAAGGCAUACCAGUUUUCCAGUCAUGAGAUAACAAGGACAAUUACAAGGUACAAAAUUGAAUUAGGAAUAGCCAAAGCAGACGACCAAGGCUUCACAUCCAUGGAGGUAUGGAGAAAUGAAAUUGAGGAUUUGAGUAGAACAAUUGAGGCUUUGGAAGCAAGAGAGAGAAAUUUUGCUGGAGAAAACCUUUCUGGAUUAGGCAUGAAAGAAUUGAAACAAUUAGAGCGCCAAUUAAGAGUUGGGGUCGAACGAAUCCGCUCUAAGAAGAGACGAAUCAUAAUGGAACACAUAAACUAUCUGAAGAAAAAGCACAAGGACCUUCAGGAAGAAAACACUAAUCUCCAAAAGAAGCUUCACGAGCUUGAAGAAGCCAGCACAAGCUCAAUCAUUUUAGGAUCAGAUUCCGCCAGACUAUUCCAAAGGAUUGAAUAGCCAUGUCCUCACCAAGAAAUAUCACAAGCUGGUUUGCUGUUUAAGCUUUGUUCUACUAAAUUUGGGAAUAGGUGCUUUGUCGAUGAAUGGCUGCGAUGGGCCAGUUAUCUUGUAAAUCUACUAUGUUAUUAUCCAGCUUUAUUAAAUCAUUUAUUUUCCUACUUUAGAAGAAUGCAUGUAUCCAUCAGCAGCUUUUGUAAAUAAUUCCAUAUUUGUAUCAGAAUUUAGAAGUGUUUGUGUGAUGCAGCCGAAAGCACGUAAAUAAGCACAUACGGACAAUUCAUUGAUAAACUUAGAGUGAAUUUUGUGUGAAAUUGAGUUUAGUCCA
Salvia miltiorrhiza (redroot sage) is the source of this 1123-nucleotide messenger RNA. RefSeq names its product MADS-box transcription factor 6-like. The transcript is spliced from 8 exons. The coding region runs from base 208 to 795 and encodes 195 amino acids. Gene Ontology annotation, molecular function: DNA-binding transcription factor activity, RNA polymerase II-specific; RNA polymerase II cis-regulatory region sequence-specific DNA binding; protein dimerization activity. NCBI's taxonomy places the organism in Eukaryota, Viridiplantae, Streptophyta, Magnoliopsida, Lamiales, Lamiaceae. Gene Ontology annotation, biological process: positive regulation of transcription by RNA polymerase II. Gene Ontology annotation, cellular component: nucleus. The record is from RefSeq and is a predicted model, not a curated record.